This is a messenger RNA of Musca domestica (house fly), 964 nucleotides long. RefSeq lists its product as uncharacterized. Bases 6 to 932 code for a protein of 308 amino acids. Gene Ontology annotation, cellular component: extracellular region. The transcript is spliced from 2 exons. Lineage: Eukaryota; Metazoa; Arthropoda; Insecta; Diptera; Muscidae. Gene Ontology annotation, molecular function: chitin binding. The record is from RefSeq and is a predicted model, not a curated record.
AACAAAUGUAUUUAGACUUUGUUCCGAUUUUUUUAAACUUGCUCAUCAUAUUAUGCUCCACAUGGGCAGUAGAAUUUCCGGAAUGUGAAAAUGUCACCGAGCCGGAUACAUUUGUUUCCAGUUAUCGCAGUUGUGCGAAAUAUGUUUACUGCAGCGAUGACGCUUCGUUCGAGGGCGAAUGUUUGGGCGGUAACUAUUUUAAUCAGGCCCAAGGUGUCUGUGAUGAUCCGGAAAAUGUGAAAUGUGACAUUGUGGCCGGUGCCGAUGUUAUCAGUAUUUUCGAUGAUAAAUAUCAAAUAUUGGAAACGGAUGUUGUUGGGAAAAAUCAAAAUCAAAAUCACGAGGAUGAUGUGCUGGAAGAGACUAAGGAAACUGAAGAUGAGUUAGAACUAGAUACUGACGCUGAAUCGGAUGACGCUGAAUCGGAUGUUGAAGUGGAGGAGGAAAUUGUGGAAAAUUCAAAUAAUAAUCAAGAUCAUGAACACAUUACAAUGUUCACAACGCAACAUGAAGCAGCAACAUGUUCUGGGGUUUCUUCCACUGCUGUCCGCCAUAUUCCGCAUCGUGAAUCCUGUUCGGCUUUCUUUACAUGUUACAAUGGCAUGAUUAUUCCGAUGCUAUGUCCUCGAUAUUUAUUUUUUAAUUCGGAAACGGAGAAAUGCGAGCCACAAUUACCGGCAAAUUGCAAGUUACGUUAUUCGGUACGUUUGAACUGUCGUAAAGGUGUUUACGACUACAUGCCCCAUCCGCAGAAGUGUGAAUAUUAUUAUUACUGUCUCAAUGGUUUUCUGAUGAUCCUGCGUUGUCCUCACGAUUUUCUCUGGCAUUACGAGCGACGAACGUGUGUCCAUAAAUCGCUGGCAAAAUGCUACACAGAAUCAUCGAUACUGAUGACGUCACAGCAACAGGUUGUCUAUCGACAUCGUAAUUGAAAAUACGUGAAAAAACUAUUUAAACACUAAAG